Emericellopsis atlantica is the source of this 1525-nucleotide messenger RNA. RefSeq lists its product as uncharacterized. The coding region runs from base 57 to 1235 and encodes 392 amino acids. The record is from RefSeq and is a predicted model, not a curated record. The transcript is spliced from 2 exons. Lineage: Eukaryota; Fungi; Ascomycota; Sordariomycetes; Hypocreales; Bionectriaceae.
AUGAAAAAGCCAUUCUACCUCACACAUCCUGCGUCCAUUCAGUACAGCUAACCGACAUGACCAACACGGCACUCGUCUUCGGCGCAUCAGGCGUCUCUGGAUGGGCGUUCGUCAAUGAGAUACUCAACGACUACCCUCAGAAGAACGUAUGGUCGGGCGUGCACGCUCUGACGAACCGUGCUCUCGAUCCCCAAGCAGCUCUGUGGCCCAAGGAUGACAGGCUCACCGUGACUUCGGGCAUCAAUUUGCUCGAGGGUUCCCAGCAGGAUGUCGAGCGCAAACUCGCUGGGAUUCCGGGCAUCAAAAAGGUCACACAUGUGGUCUAUCUUGCCUUCAAAGCCAGCACGGACACCGCCCUCGAAGUAAAAGAAAACAUCGAAAUGUUCAAACGCGCCAUCACAGCCGUCGACAGACUUUGCCCCUCGCUGGCCUUUGUCGUCAACCAAACCGGCUCCAAGACCUACGGCUGUCAUCUUCUUCAUGACCGCCCCGACUACCUCAAACCACCCUUCAAAGAGGACGGCCCCCAUCUCGGACCCCCAGGCUCCGAGACCAUUUUCUACACCACACAGCUAGAGUGGCUGACCGGGUUCGCCAAGGAGAAGGCUUGGUCCUGGGCCGAGACGAGACCCGAUAUUAUCAUCGGGUUCGUGCCGAACCAGAACUUCUACUCAUUGGGUAUGGCGUUGGGUUUCUUCCUCGCUCUGUACAGAGAGAAGCACGGCGCGGGCGCAGAGUGCCCCUUUCCCGGCACAGACGCGUCCUGGAAAGCAAAGUGCCAAGAUUCCUCGUCGGACAUGAUUGCACGUCAGACGAUUCAUAUUAUGCUCUCACCCAAGACAACCAAGGGACAGGCCUUCAACGUUGCCGAUGAGCGGAAGGCGAGUACAUGGGAGGACAAGUGGCCCGUACUCUGCAGUCUUUUCUCCCUGAAGGGUGUCAAGGCGCCACAUGACAACCCGAUUGAGGUGCGCAAGUUUAUCAAGGAGAAUUACGGGACGUGGGAGGCAAUGGAGGAAAAAUAUGGUCUUGUCAAGGGUCACGCGGACAAUGACCGUGUUAUCCCUGGCUUUGAGUAUUUCCUGCUGACAAUGUUCGAUGUGGAUCGGCAGUUUGAUAUGGGCAGGGUGUAUGAUGAGUUGGGCUUUGCAGAGGAGAGGAGUGUCAAGGAGACGUGGGAGCGGGUCUUUGGAAGGAUGGCCAAGGCGAAGCUGAUUCCAGCGACUUCCAAGUGAAACUGGGUUAUCGAAAAGAAUGAGGUAUCAUCACGACGCCCAGUUGACUCGGCCUGUGGGACGAUACGUGAAAGUGUCGCGUGAGGCGUGUUGGCGGAACCAAUUGGGUAGUGGGAAGACGACCUCGGUGCUGCACCUGACGCAUGAAUACAAGAUAGGAGAAAGACAUGAACGUUACCCAGCCGGUCUUGCUAUUUGCUUGCGAUCAAUUGACGCGGCAACAUUCGAUGUACAAGCCCGGUCUGUGGACAUGGACUGUGAAGCAUCCCCCAACCAAGGAAGAUGCAAAU